AUGACCCAACCCCCUCAGCCAAGCGGGGGCGGUCGCUUGCUCAACACAUUCAUCAAUCGUCCAGUAGAAGAUCAUGGAUCUGGAUGGUCUAAUCUAUGGGACGAAGGGAACAGCGACCUCUGGGACCGGGGCAAGACAUCUCCGGCAUUAGUAGAUGUCAUCGAGCAAGAACAGGAACUGCUGAAUCCUUUCACAGCAGAUGGAAAGAGGAAGAAAGCUAUUCUGACCACGGAGCAAUUUCAGGGCUGCGGCCGAGGCUACGAGGUAGUCAUGUUAGCGCUGCAUGGAUUCGACGCAUAUGGGCUCGAAAUCUCCGCAACGGCAGUGAAAGAAGCAGAGAACUACGCCGCGACAGAGAUGCAGAAUCCUUCUGCGUAUCAUUUUGGCAAUCGGCAAUCACCAUCUAGAUCUGAUUCCCCUGGCACGGCCACAUUUCUACAGGGCGAUUUCUUCUCUUCUAAGUGGGGGAGUAAAGGCGGUGUUGACGGGACGACCAAAUUUGAUCUGGCAUAUGACUACACAUUCCUCUGUGCAUUGCAUCCAACUCAACGUACACAAUGGGCGGCGAGCAUGGCUCGAAUUCUCAAGCACGAUGGCCAUGGCCUGCUCAUCUGUCUUGAGUUCCCAUUGUAUAAAGACCCACAACUGCCCGGUCCGCCUUGGGGCUUGAAAGGAGUGCAUUGGGAUUUACUUGCGCUGGGUGGGGAUGGGCAGGUUUUUGGGGUAGUGGGGGAGGAUGGCAAGGAGAAGUGUGCUAAUGAAGUGGAGAAGGGUAGUUUCCGGAGAGUGCUUUAUACGAAGCCUGCGCGGUCGUAUGAAGUUGCCAGAGGAACGGAUAUGUUGAGUGUUUAUGCUCGAAAGUAG
Molecule: messenger RNA, 864 nt
Organism: Penicillium riverlandense
Lineage: Eukaryota; Fungi; Ascomycota; Eurotiomycetes; Eurotiales; Aspergillaceae
Exons: 4
Coding region: 1-864 (287 amino acids)
Molecular function (GO): thiopurine S-methyltransferase activity
Source: RefSeq, a predicted model, not a curated record